Messenger RNA from Olea europaea var. sylvestris, 869 nucleotides. RefSeq names its product sorting nexin 2B-like. The transcript has a single exon. The record is from RefSeq and is a predicted model, not a curated record. Gene Ontology annotation, molecular function: phosphatidylinositol binding. The annotation marks the transcript as partial. NCBI's taxonomy places the organism in Eukaryota, Viridiplantae, Streptophyta, Magnoliopsida, Lamiales, Oleaceae.
CAUUACGAUUGGACUUGAAUAGGUAGACAACCGUCUUCCAUUAAUGCCAUUGAUGCAAAUUCUUUUGAUAGGAAAAGUGGAACUAAGGUGAAAACAUAGUUAAAACGUUGAAUGCUUAUGGCUUAAAGAAACCACUGCCAAUGGCAUUCAAACCAAAAUUCUGAAGUGUAAUGUGUACUUCACGAUCUGGAAUCCCUUUCCGACAUGAUCAACCAUUCCAAUUUUAGCUGUGUAUUAUUGCUGCUUAAUCUGAUCUUAUAAAAAAAUUUCAAUCUUUAUUUCCGGUAUAUAUGUGAGUGCUUACAGAAUUUAUAGAAACAAGAUGGGCGAAGAAGAAUCAAGCAAAGAACCGAUGCAAUUCCUCAGCGGGAACAAGGAAAACACGUGUAACGACGACGUUUUGAACUCAAAUUCCUAUUCCAGCUACCGUAAUGUCAUCACCACCCUCUCCUCCUCGUCGGAGAACUCCCAAUUGCCGGCUGCGGCCGAAGAACGGACCAUCUCCGAUCCCCUCCUGUUUCUACCUGACAAUCCCUCCACCGAAUCAUAUGUUGAUGUCAUCUUCAGCCCUCUGGAUGACGGGUCGGCCAUAUCACCUACUUCCGAACCCGGAGAAAUUAUUGAUGAAUUAACAAUUUUGCAAAAAUCAAGAAAAACCAGCUCAGAGUAUUUGAACGUCACCGUUUCCAAUCCGCAAAAAGAGUCGGAAUCCUCCAAUUCGAUUGUUCCGGGUGGCAACACGUAUGUUACUUAUUUGAUUACCACGAAUACGAAUAUUCCAGAUUAUGGAGGGUCUGAUUUUAGAGUCCGGAGAAGGUUCAAGGACGUUGUUAUACUCUCGGAUCGCUUGAAUGAAAGUUACAGAGGAC